Messenger RNA from Bathycoccus prasinos, 1125 nucleotides. RefSeq lists its product with no specific name. Lineage: Eukaryota; Viridiplantae; Chlorophyta; Mamiellophyceae; Mamiellales; Bathycoccaceae. The transcript has a single exon. The record is from RefSeq and is a predicted model, not a curated record. Bases 1 to 1125 code for a protein of 374 amino acids.
AUGUCGAGCACGCCGCGCAGCAUUCACGCGGAUAGAACCAGGAGCGUUCAUCCUGCGUACAAUUUGAACAGAAGGAGCGCGAGCACGCGAGAAGCAAGAACAACAUCAACAACAACAACAAGCAGAACGCGAGGAGGAGGAGGAGAUGUGCGCUUUCGUUCCUGCCAACCUUGUUUUGCGUUCGGAGGAAAACGAGGACGGGACCCGUUCGCGCCGACGAAACAGAAAGUUGCACCCCCGACGUUGCUUUCUUCUUCACUUCAAGAAGAGGAAAAAUCUGAAUUGCCCAACUGUUUCGAGAAGAAGGAAAAGGAUAGCGAAGACGAGAAGGACGAAAACGAUAUAAUUCCAAACAUUUUGCGAACUCCACGAGAAAGGCGGCGAGAGAACGAGGCAGAAAUUCCUAGUGGAGAGAGCGAGAUACGUUUCGUUUCUCUUAGUGAACUCUUUCCCGAAACCGGCUUCUCUCAAAUAUUUCAUAGAGAAGCUUGCUUUCGAACCGCUGUGCGCGCAGCAAUGCGAGAGGAUCUCUUUAAAGAAAGCGCUUUGCUGUCUGAGAAUCAGAACAAGGCGAUCAAGUCUCUAAACAGUUCUCUCAUGGUUCCUUGGGGGCAAAUUCCAAAAGAUUCCGAACUCAACGCUUUGACAAAACUAUUCAAAGAGUACAAAAUAUCCGAUCUGACCGGUAAAAAAUUUAUCGAAGAGAUAACAAAACUAUGUGGUUCCAAUCCGCACGGCAGUUUAAUAGAUAUCAGCAAUCCUGCGCUGAAUAGAAAGAAAAUGAAACAUUCUUGGCAUCAAGAUUCUGGGUUAGACGAUCGUUUCACUGUGAUGUUAGGAUUUCCAUCGGAAAAUCUCCGCAAUGCGAAUGAGCUAAAGGAGGGUGUUUUCUCCCACGCCGUGAGGCUUUCCCAUCGCGUGUUUUGGCCAAACGACGAGGUUGGAAGCGUCAUCGAGUGGGAAAGCUUUCCUUGCGGGGAGCCACGAGAUCAUGAAAUUGCAGAAUCAUACAUUAUUAGGCCACUGUAUGGAAUUAACCAAGAAAUAAUGGUGUAUUGCGACGCUAAAGUUAUCCAUUCAGCACCAGAUUUUAUCAACAGAGAAGCAGUCUGGCGGUUCAUGUGA